CGGCGGGCGCGCGGGCCGGCGGGCGCUGUGAGCCGAGCCGCCGUGAACUUGGGCGCCGCGUCCGCGGGGACCGGCCCGGGGAUGCUGGGCGCGGGCUCCCGCUGAGCCUGCCUCCGCCGCCUCCGGCUGCCGCGCGCGGGCCUGCCUGCCCCUCGCCCGGCCGUGGGUGAACCUGCGGGCUCCUCGCCCACCCCGAGGACUUCUUCCGAAAGGAAACCAGGGAGGGAGGGAGAGGGAGAGAACGCAGGGGAGCCGGUCGUGCACGGAGGCACAGUUCACUAUGAUCUUGCUCACAUUCAGCACUGGAAGACGGCUGGAUUUCGUGCAUCACUCGGGGGUGUUUUUCUUGCAAACCUUGCUUUGGAUUGUAUGUGCUGCCGUCUGCGGAGCGGAGCCGUAUUUCAAUGUGGAGGUUUGGUUACAAAAGUACGGCUACCUUCCACCAUCCGACCCCAGAAUGUCGGUGCUGCGCUCCGCGGAGACCAUGCAGUCCGCCUUAGCUGCCAUGCAGCAGUUCUACGGCAUUAACAUGACAGGAAAAGUGGACAGAAACACAAUCGACUGGAUGAAGAAACCUCGAUGCGGGGUGCCUGACCAGACGAGAGGCAACUCCAAGUUUAACGUUCGUCGAAAGCGGUAUGCGCUAACAGGACAGAAGUGGCAGCACAAACACAUCACCUACAGCAUAAAGAACGUAACUCCAAAAGUAGGAGACCCUGAAACCCGUAAAGCUAUUCGCCGUGCCUUUGAUGUGUGGCAGAAUGUAACUCCUCUGACAUUUGAAGAAGUUCCCUACAGUGAAUUAGAAAAUGGCAAACGUGAUGUGGAUAUAACCAUCAUUUUUGCAUCUGGUUUUCAUGGAGACAGUUCCCCCUUUGAUGGAGAGGGAGGGUUUCUGGCCCAUGCCUAUUUCCCUGGACCAGGAAUUGGGGGAGACACUCAUUUUGACUCAGAUGAGCCAUGGACACUAGGAAAUCCUAAUCAUGAUGGAAAUGACUUAUUUCUCGUAGCCGUUCACGAACUGGGACAUGCUCUGGGGUUGGAGCAUUCCAAUGACCCCACUGCCAUCAUGGCUCCCUUUUACCAGUACAUGGAAACUGACAACUUCAAGCUACCUAAUGAUGAUUUGCAGGGCAUCCAGAAGAUAUAUGGUCCACCUGACAAGAUCCCGCCACCAACGAGACCUCUGCCCACAGUGCCCCCACACCGCUCUGUUCCUCCGGCCGACCCCAGGAAGAAUGACAGGCCCAAACCCCCGAGGCCUCCCACUGGCAGACCUUCCUAUCCUGGAGCCAAACCCAACAUCUGCGACGGGAACUUUAACACUCUCGCUAUUCUUCGCCGGGAGAUGUUUGUUUUCAAGGACCAGUGGUUCUGGCGUGUCAGGAACAACAAGGUGAUGGAUGGAUACCCCAUGCAAAUUACCUACUUCUGGCGGGGCUUGCCUCCUAGCAUCGACGCGGUUUAUGAAAACAGUGACGGGAAUUUCGUCUUCUUUAAAGGUAACAAAUAUUGGGUGUUCAAGGACACGACUCUUCAGCCUGGUUACCCUCACGACUUGAUCACUCUUGGAAGUGGAAUUCCCCCUCACGGUAUUGAUUCUGCCAUCUGGUGGGAAGACGUUGGGAAAACCUAUUUCUUCAAGGGGGACAGGUAUUGGAGAUAUAGUGAAGAAAUGAAAACCAUGGAUCCUGGCUAUCCCAAACCCAUCACAGUCUGGAAAGGAAUCCCUGAAUCUCCUCAGGGAGCCUUUGUGCACAAAGAAAAUGGCUUUACGUAUUUCUACAAAGGAAAGGAGUAUUGGAAAUUUAACAACCAGAUACUCAAGGUAGAACCUGGAUAUCCUCGAUCCAUCCUCAAGGAUUUUAUGGGCUGUGACGGACCCACAGACAGAGAUAAAGAAGGACACAGCCCGCCAGACGAUGUAGACAUUGUCAUCAAACUGGACAACACAGCCAGCACUGUGAAAGCCAUAGCUAUUGUCAUUCCCUGCAUCUUGGCCUUAUGCCUCCUGGUACUGGUUUACACUGUGUUCCAGUUCAAGAGGAAAGGAACACCCCGCCACAUACUGUACUGUAAGCGCUCUAUGCAAGAGUGGGUGUGAUGUAGGGUCUUUUUCUUUCUUUCUUUUCCAGGAGUUUGUGGUAACUUGAGAUUCAAGACAAGAGCUGUUAUGCUGUUUCCUAGCUAGGAGCAGGCUGUGGCAGCCUGACCCAGGGCUGACCUUCCAAACCCAGAGGGCUGCUGGUCCUGCACAUGAGUGGAAACACACUCGUGGGGGAGCUUCCAUGAUGCACAGUAUCUGCCGUUCUCCAGUCCUUUGUCUUUGUCAUUCCGUUCUAGGCCUUUCCUCUGCACGCUCAAUGCCCAGUCAAGUUUCAGGAUUGAACUAAAGAGGAGGAAAAAAAAGAAGAAAAGAGUCUUCUUGAAGGUUUCUAAUGUUAUUUUCCCUCUGAAGUCUGAGCCCAUUUCGGGGGGGAAAAAAAGCAAAACGGAAAACCCAUGUAUUUUUGCUUUAAAGCAAACAGGAAAAAAAAUGGUUAGACAAAAAACCCACAAUUGAACUUUCAGGAAAGUGUGAAGACCCAAAACAGCUUUGUCUCCAAAGAAGAUAGCUCUCUGACUGCUACGGAGAGUCUCCUACGCUUCGUUUUUGUCAGGUGGGAGAUCUGGAAUACACAGGCAGGACUGUAGACUGUUGGGACAGACAUUUUCCAACAAACAAGGGGCCAAAAUAUCUGCAAUAUAGUAACAGCCUUAAAAAUACAUCCAUUUUUCAUUUUAUACAGCUGUUCUCAGCUAUAUCCUCAACGUCUCAUCACAUUUCUAUUCAUAGCUAUAGUCAAACAGGACCUUUAAUUGUUUUGAAGUGUUUCUAAACCCCUUCUGCCACCUUACCCCUACAUCAUUGUGAUAAUGUCCCCAAGUUGUAUAAGGCCAUUGCCCCAGGCCUUCCAGGGGUCUGUCAGGAAUAUUCAUUGUAAAAAGAGUAAGAAGCAGUGUGUCUCUAAAGUGGUUUACAGUGACAGUUAUUUUAUAAGGGUGUGUGUCACUAGUAAUACAUCGGUGUAACCCUUUGAGAACUAUCAGAUCAGCUUUCAGAGUCUUAGGAUUGUCAGUCUUGCUAUCUGGUCAGUUACAGAACUGGGCAAUGGUAAAAACAGGCACAGGUUCAAGAAUUCAGGUUUUUAAAACAGAUAUCCUAUAACCCAACGUAAUUUUGAAGUAAUUCACAGUACUACGUAAACGCAUUGAUAACAAACAGAAAUGAUGUUACUUGCCAAAAAAUUUUCUGGCAAAUAAAAAGAUAUUUUAUUAAGUACGUUGUAAGAGUGAAAUUUUAUUUGAACAACUGAUUACAGUAGCCUAAGUCUUUUGGUCUUUUGUUGUUGUUGUUAGACAUAUUGAAUUUCUGUUUUAAAAUCCAUUGCAUGAAAAUUCAGUUUGCCUUGGUGCGUGCAGUUAGCAUUGCCGUUUAAAAAAUGAACGAAAACAAGGACUCUGAGAUUGCAUGACUGUCCUCCAGCUCAUCACCUAUUGCAUGUCAAUCAUAGUUCUCAAAGGGUUCCAGUGGCUUCUGGCAUUUAGCCGUCCAUUUGAUCACUGACAGAGCCAAGAGACCACCAAAGCAUUUCAUUGUUGAGUGUAAUUUGUCCUAAAGCAGUAUUGUCAUUUUCAUGUGACCUGCAGAGCAGGUUUGUAUCAAUAUUUUUUUCCUAGAGAAAAGUCAGCAACUGACAGACCUCUUUAUUGAUUUUUAGGAGCUGCUUCUUGCAGUGAAAGGCUUUACAGCCACUGGGCUGUGAACUUAUUAGAGACGGUCAGAACGAAUGCACCCCAUGAGUCAGACAUUGGCUUUGUGUGAAAGCCAGCUUUUGAGGGGAUGAGCUUUUGAAACAAUGAACAGCUUGCCUUGAACUUGAUUAUUGAUCUGUUGACUGUCAUUAACAACAACUUAAACAUUGUCUUCUGUGAAAAAUUUCCUUGAACAGUCCUUUCUGUGUCUUUGCCCUUUGACCUUUAACUUGCAAACUGGCACAAACUGAAGGAAAUCUGGUGUUGCUUUGCCAUUGGAGUGUUAAUUGUUCUCUAAAAACCCAGUAAGCAUGAGCUGUUUCCUUAGAGUGAAGAGGGAAAUAGUGUUGGUGGUAGAUCUGCAGAUGGACACUUUGCUCUUUACAUGCACACUCUAAAAACGCCCUAUACGUAGAAGUGACUUUUAAUUUUCCUUUAAUAUAAUUUCAAGUCUAAAUUCAUCAUUUUAGUACAAAUAUAAAACUAUAUGGGAAAAAAAAAAACCUCAAAAUACUUGAAUGGCCAGUGUGGCUUUUAUAUAAAGCAGGAAUUUUAUACUAGUGAAAAUUUCUUACUCAUUUGCUAAUAAUACACAUUUCCAGAUGAUUUUUAAUGAGUGUAGGUAUACAUUCUUAUUUGGAAAUGGAUAGUUUGGCUGCCUUGAAUUUAUAUUUAUACUCAACAUAGCAUGAAAAUUAGAAUGCCUUUUGGUUAAACUACAUGUUUAUGACUUGGUUGGGGAAAAUAUUUUGUAAUCAUUGGUGGCAUGCUGCAAAGCCUUGCAGAUUGUUAUUUCUUACAACCUGAACAUGUAUAAUGUAAGGCUAAGAAAAAAGAACAGUUAGAAAAGAGGAAUGGCUUUACAGCAAAACAUUAUGCAAUGCAGACGGUCUUUUGACAAGAUGUCGGAGGUGAUGUAUGUGAGGGCCGUGAAAGCGAGGGGAGGGGAGCAGAGUCAGCCCUGUAGCUUUUCUUCAGUGCUUCCAUUCUAGGUGAUGCUGAUAUUAUAGAGUUAGUCACUUCUCCUGAGCAUGGAGGACUAUAUACAUAAGCUCAUUUAUACAGUGUUUGCUUGUGGGAGAGUUUGAUCCUUUUAGGACCUUGACAUCAAGAAAAAAAAAUGACUGGAAAUUAUAUUUUGCUAAAAAUAGAAAUGAGGAACUAUGUCAUUUUGGGACAUGUGUAAAUCAUUGAGGAAUUUCAUCAACCUGCAUUGAAAAUUGAUUUUUUUUUUCUCUAAAAUGAGAAAGAAACUGAAGAAGCAAUCUUUUGCCUCUUUACUCGUUUGUCACAAGAUCUGGAUUCGUCCUAAGAUGAUAAGUAUAUAAGGGCUAGAAAAUAAUCAUAGCAUUAAGAAGAGAAGGACGCUAUCAUUAUGCUUGGAUUCUGGAAAUGUCAUGGAUAACUGUUGGGUCAUAUUUACUUCAAUAUGAGAUGAGGUUUGUGUGAUAAGAAAACACGUGUAUGGCUUCUCUCUUUACUGGGACAUUUAAAUCUUCAGGCUGUGAGACUACAAGAGAUAAGAAAAUAUUAAGUACAACAUUAUCACAGACACCAGGACUCUAUUUGUUUAUUGUACACUGGGCACUUUGUGAGUACUGGUCCCCUUCCACUUGGGGUUUGGAAAGGAGAUCUCAAUCCUAACGGAAUAGUGAAAGGGACAGUGACUAAUUGGUCUAUACAUAAGAAUAGUGAUUCAAAAACAACGUGGAAUAAAUCUCCAUGGGUCAACAACAUGGUGUAGCAGUUCAGUAUCAGUAAAGACACACAACUUAUCAAAUAUCUUUCAUCAUCCCAUCACCAAUAGCAUGGAGUUCAGACCUAGGGUUUCCCAAACUGAAAUGAAAACACAUUUGCAAUCACACACAAAAAAAUUCUCCUUCUGUUUCAUUAUUUCUCAUUACUUUAAUCUAUCAUAUAAACCAGGUAAUGUUCCUUACAUAAAUUAACUAUAUCGUUUAUAAUUUUAGCCACAUAUUAUUGUUCUAUAUAUUAUUAACUGGACUGAAUGAAGUAUUAAAAUAGCCAAUCAGCUCUGUAUUCUCUAUAAAGCAGUAAAUCCACA
Diceros bicornis minor is the source of this 5860-nucleotide messenger RNA. It is a transcript of the gene MMP16, whose product is annotated as matrix metallopeptidase 16. Gene Ontology annotation, biological process: skeletal system development; extracellular matrix organization; collagen catabolic process. Gene Ontology annotation, molecular function: metalloendopeptidase activity; zinc ion binding. The record is from RefSeq and is a predicted model, not a curated record. NCBI's taxonomy places the organism in Eukaryota, Metazoa, Chordata, Mammalia, Perissodactyla, Rhinocerotidae. Gene Ontology annotation, cellular component: extracellular matrix. The transcript is spliced from 10 exons. Bases 281 to 2104 code for a protein of 607 amino acids.